Molecule: messenger RNA, 2143 nt
Organism: Photinus pyralis (common eastern firefly)
Lineage: Eukaryota; Metazoa; Arthropoda; Insecta; Coleoptera; Lampyridae
Product: facilitated trehalose transporter Tret1-2 homolog
Exons: 4
Coding region: 216-1691 (491 amino acids)
Biological process (GO): transmembrane transport
Cellular component (GO): membrane
Molecular function (GO): transmembrane transporter activity
Source: RefSeq, a predicted model, not a curated record
GCUUUACCGUAUAUUCAAGUACCUACCUUAUAUAAUCGAUAAGUAUUAUAAGGACCAAAUAAAUGUGAUCUUCAGUAUAAAGUGACAAGUGAGACGGUGUACAAUGCCUUAAUUACCAUUCAUUUCUCAAAACAUUAAACGUUGCGGUUAAAUAUAUCGCAAAGAAGAUUGUGCGUCACGAUAACAUAAUUAAAACUAUACAUUCGACUGGAGAAAUGGAGAUUGAAAACCAAAGCAACGUUUCACAAAAGUCAACAGUUGUGCAAGUACUUUUGGGACUAAUCGUAAGUUUCUCGAGCUUAGCGCCCAGUAUGAGUAUAGGAUUUUCAGCUGUUGCCCUUCCGUAUCUGACCGACGUUUCCAAUGCACGGCGCUUAACAGGCGAUGAAGCAUCUUGGUUUGCGAGCAUUGCUUCGAUUGCUGCGCCACUGGGUUGCUUGUUAUCGGGCCCGAUUUCUGAUAGAUUCGGUCGAAAACCCGCAAUAAUCUGUGUUAACGUUGUCUGUUUUUUGGGAUGGGCUAUAAUUACCGUCGCUUACUAUUUUCCAAAUCAUCAGUUCUUGCUUCUCUUAAUUGGACGAUUAUUCACCGGCUUCUCCACUGGACUCUCCAGCAUGCCGGCUGCUGUGUAUAUGGCGGAAAUAGCGACUCCAAAACUAAGAGGAUUGCUUAUCACAUGGAAUGCACUUUGCUUUUCUCUUGGUAUUGUUAUCAUUUACGCUCUUGGUUGGAUAAUGACGGAGAACUGGGGAUUGGUUGCCGCACUAUCUGCCGCAUUUCCGUGCGCUGGUCUGGCUAUGGUAAUGACUUACAUGGUUGAAUCACCAUCGUGGUUGAUCACCAAGCAUCGUUAUGAGGACGCAAAGCGUAAACUACGCAAGCUGUUCAACUCAAGGGAAGUAGACGAAGAAUAUGAAACGUUAAUAAGGAACGUAGCUGGCACAAGAACUGAAUGUGAAGAUUACAGGUUCAGGUGGAGACAUUUUUUAGAGCCUGUUUGCUACAAACCCUUAAUUUUAAUGUCGAUGUUUUUCAUAUUUCAGCAAUUUUCUGGUACAUUCGUGAUUCUAUCUUAUGCAAUUGAUAUAGUGAAUGAAGCAAAAAUAAGUAUAGAUCUAUAUGGUGCAAUUGUCCUAAUCGCGGCAACACGGGCUGUUACUUCUGCAUUUGUAAGCAUCGCAAGUAAACGAGUUGGACGUCGUCCUCUUUCCCUUUGUUCCGGAAUUGGAAUGACCGUUAGCAUGGUGCUGCUCUCCGGAUAUCUAUUCUGUAUUAAGCGUGGGAUAAUCACAGACGAUCGGUUUGCUUGGGUGCCACUCACACUGUUGAUGACCUACUUCUUCACUGCAACAUUAGGUUUUCUAACUAUGCCGUUUGCAAUGUCUGCCGAAGUAUUUCCGUCCAAAAUUCGAGGGUUGGCAACUGGAAUGGUAACCAGUAUUGCGUACACUGCCAACUUUAUACUGGUGAAACUCUAUCCUGACAUGUUACACGGAAUGGGAAUUUCCCCACUGUUCCUGUUUUAUGGCGCAAUGUCAGCUGUCGGCACUAUUUUCGUAAUGCUGCGAUUACCAGAAACUAAUGGAAAGACGUUGAUGGAAAUAGAGAGAUAUUUCAGGAAUGAAAGCAGAAACAAUGGAGAACUUGAAAGAGUACAGAGCACUUGUUUUAUAAGUAACAACUCCAAUUAAUCCAAUACAGGAGUAAUAUUUAAUUUAAUAUGCAUAUACAAGUGUAUAAUGUGGCAUAAGGAACUCUACAAAAAAUUCCGUAACAGUUUUUUUGUGAGUUUUUUAGUUUUUGAGAAAUUUUAAACUGAAAAGUUACUCUAUUUUGUAACUAAAUUUGCACUUUUCUCAGAAAGUAAGCCCCAUAGCGAAAAAUGUUAAAUAUAAAAAAGAUGUGCCUUGAUGAGCUGUACAAAUAAGCUUCAUUCAUUUUUUUCUUCAGAUUCAAAAUAAAGGCACAAGAGGUAAAUAUAGUCGGAAAAUCGGCAGUUUGAUUAAAAUUUGAUAUAUUUGACCGCCCCUCCUAACCUUAAGCCACGGGAUCUCGCUGGCAGACAUGACUCUUUUUACUUCACUAUGUAUCAGGAUACUUUAGACCAAAAUUAUUUAUGCAUCAAGGGCAUUAAGGCGAUAUU